AUGUCAGACCUUCCUGAUCUCUUACUUGCAUCUCUUGAACCUCUAACCCGAAAACAAGCCGAGCACAGUCUUUCUACCUACAGCCAACAACAAGGCUUUCUUUCUCAUCUUCUUCGCCUCGUCUUAGAUCAGUCACAAAACAAAUCUGUACGUCUAUCGGGGAGUGUCUACCUGAAGAAUGUGUCAAAAUCUAGAUGGGAAGAUGAUGUACAGCCAAUCGUAGAGCAAGACAAAGCAGCUCUGAGGGCCGAGCUUGUACCAGCCAUGCUAGCUCUUUCUAACCCCGCAGACAAAUCUAUACGCGCGCAAAUAGCAGAGGCUGUUUCACUGAUUGCUGAACUCGAUUUCCCAACGCGCUGGGAAAAUCUAAUCGAUCAACUAGUCGCUUCACUUUCACCCACAGACUAUAACAUAAAUAUCGGUGUGCUACAAACUGGCCACUCAAUUUUCCGUCAUUGGCGCGCACACGUCCGUUCAGACCUGCUCUUCACGGAAAUCAAUCUGGUAUUCUCAAAAUUCAUGACGCCGUUCCUGCAGUUGUUCAGACAAACAGCAUCAUUACUUACCCAACCUGGUCAAAGCAAAGAUCAAUACACGCUUUUAGCUCAGAGUAUGGUCCUGCUUGUUGAUAUCUACUACGACUUCACAUGCCAGGAUCUUCCUCCUUCAAUUGAAGAUACUCAUUUGGAGUUUUUUGGUGCAAACGGAGGCUAUUUCACAGUACUUAUGAGCUGGGAUCCAGCUGAACUUAAGGGAGAUUCUGAAGACACAACUGCAUCUCUUCCAUCCCAAAUAAAAACCCGUAUCCUCGAGGUCCUCGAACUUUUCAUCAAACUCUUCCCAGAAACUCUCCAGACGUCAAAUGCCGUCGAAACGUUCGUUCAGGCCGUUUGGUCUUUGAUUGGGUCCAAUCGACUUCCGAACGUUUCUGACGACAUGCUUGUGUCGCAGUCGCUCAAAUUUAUCUCGACGGCCCUCCGUUCCGGGUUUUACAAGUCCUCUAUAUUCUCUGCGCCGGGAAUCAUACCUACUUUGAUUGAAGGCAUUGUCGUGCCCAAUACCACUCUCCGGGAGCACGACAUAGAACAGUUCGAGGAUGAUCCCCUAGAGUAUGUUCGUUUGGACUUGGCGGUCAGUGCUGCUGGUACGGAUACAGCUACUCGAAGGCAAUCCGCGAUGGAUGUAUUACAAACUCUCGUCUCGUCUGGAUACGAGGUAGAAGCAACUGAAAUUGUAGGAGGGUGGAUAAACAAAGGUUUGACGGAGUACCAAUCCAAUAAGGAGGUCAAUUGGAAAGCAAAAGAUACCGCGAUCUAUCUUUUGACGGCUGUUGCUACGCGAGGUGUCACUACACAGCAAGGAGUCACUUCGACCAAUGCGCUGGUGGAUGUCGUCAAAUUUUUCUCCGAUCACGUCUUUCAGGAUCUACAAGCUGCUCCGGGGAGCGUCCAUCCAAUCCUGCAGGUCGAUGCGAUACGGUUUUUGUAUACUUUCCGGAACCAAUUAACCAAACCUCAAUUGCUUUCUGUACUCCCUCUACUCAUCAAGCAUCUGGAUUCGGACAACUACGUCACAUACACAUAUGCGGCGAUUACUAUUGAUAGGAUUUUGUUCAUUAGACAGAAUGGGCAGCUCUUAUUUGCACAAGCUGACAUACGCGACUUUGCUUCUGAACUUCUUGGAGUCCUGCUAUCCAAGAUUGAGCGGGCUGGGAGUGCGGAAAAGGUGGCGGAGAACGAUCACCUAAUGAAAUGCGUCAUGCGUGUAAUACUCACUGCCCGACAAUCCCUGACACCAUCUCACGAACAAAUUCUCAACCGGCUCGUAGCUAUCCUCGGCGUCAUCUCGAAAAAUCCGAGUAAUCCAAAGUUUGAUCAGUAUAUCUUCGAGAGCCUGUCCGCGCUGAUGAGAUUCGUGACAUCUGGAUCUCCUGCGACGAUACCAACGUUCGAAAAUGUUCUUUUCUCGCCAUUCACUAUCAUUCUUGAACAGGAUAUUGAUCAAUAUGUGCCUUACGUCUUCCAACUCCUAGCACAACUCCUCUCUCUCCGUCCCAUUUCUGAGCCUAGUCCAGCCCAAUACAAAGCACUGUUACCAUAUAUUCUAACUCCCACUACAUGGGUACAACAAGGAAGUAUUCCUGGGCUGGUGAAGCUUCUAAAGGCAUACUUGCAACGAGACGCAGCUCAGAUGCUCAAAGAGGGGCAAGUAGUGUCAGCGUUGGGGGUUGUGCAGCAGCGGUUAAUUCCGUCGAAGAACAAUGAUGUAUAUGGGUUUGAGCUGAUGCAAGCUGUGCUUGCGUUUGUGGAUGUGUCUCCAAUUAAGCAAUACAUAAAAACUAUCAUGUUAAUCAUCCUAACCCGGAUGCAAAACAGCAAAACGGACAAAUUCGUUCACCUUUUAACGCGGUUUGUGCUUUUCAUUAUGGCGGCGAAUAAGGAGGGCCUUGGACCGGAUUAUGUGAUUGAAAUGUUUGAGAGCAUUCAGCCAGGUCUAUGGGGGCAAAUUUUAAAGAACUUCGUGUUACCUCUUGUACCAAAAAUGCCCUUCAAGGAACGAAAGAUGACGGCGGUCGGCAUGACGCGGCUGCUCUUCCAGAGUAACCUGUCUGUCCAAGAGCCUUCUGUGCAGACUUGGCCUGCCGCUCUUCAAGCCCUCAUAAAACUCUUCUCUGAACCCCAGUACUUGUCGCAAUCCAAAACUUCUGAGGAUGAAGGUUUUUCUGGAAUAACCGAAAUCGAUCAUGAGGAACAAACUGCUGGAUAUCAAGCGGCGUACUCACGUUUGGCAGCUUCAGAGUCUGCUGAGAGUGAGAUUGAUCCUGUAGCGUAUGUCAGCGAUCCUCAGCAGUUCCUCGGGGAGCAGUUCGUUGCUUUUGGAAGGACGGGUGGCAGGACGGGUGCAUCGAGUUUGCAGCAGCUUCUGAGCAAGGGUGAUCCAAGGGUGAUUCAGCCAUUUGUGGGGUCAUUAGCAGCAGCAGGGUUUACGAUAUAA
Messenger RNA from Lentinula edodes (shiitake mushroom), 2994 nucleotides. RefSeq names its product CAS/CSE protein. Gene Ontology annotation, biological process: protein export from nucleus; protein import into nucleus. The transcript has 12 exons. Gene Ontology annotation, cellular component: cytosol; nuclear envelope. Gene Ontology annotation, molecular function: nuclear export signal receptor activity; small GTPase binding. NCBI's taxonomy places the organism in Eukaryota, Fungi, Basidiomycota, Agaricomycetes, Agaricales, Omphalotaceae. The record is from RefSeq and is a predicted model, not a curated record. Bases 1 to 2994 code for a protein of 997 amino acids.